This is a messenger RNA of Saccostrea cuccullata (small rock oyster), 4708 nucleotides long. Its product is annotated as E3 ubiquitin-protein ligase NEDD4-like. Gene Ontology annotation, biological process: protein polyubiquitination; regulation of dendrite morphogenesis; ubiquitin-dependent protein catabolic process. Gene Ontology annotation, cellular component: cytoplasm. Gene Ontology annotation, molecular function: ubiquitin protein ligase activity; sodium channel inhibitor activity; protein binding. NCBI's taxonomy places the organism in Eukaryota, Metazoa, Mollusca, Bivalvia, Ostreida, Ostreidae. The transcript has 26 exons. The record is from RefSeq and is a predicted model, not a curated record. The annotation marks the transcript as partial.
UUUAGUGAUCCAUACGUGAGGAUUUCCUUGUUUAGAGGGGACAGAGAUUCUGGACUCAUAGACUCUGCUACCACAGCAACAAUUAAAAAGACAUUAAAUCCUGUGUGGAAUGAAGAGUUCUUAUUUAGGGUAAACCCCAGGGAUAAUAAACUAUUAUUUGAAGUGUUUGAUUCCAACAGAGUGACCCGAGAUGAUUUCCUGGGCCUGGUAGAAAUCCCUUUAAUUCACACAGCAAUACAGAUUGAGGGAGACAAUGUAAUUGAACCUAAAUCCUAUCUGUUAAGGCCUCGCAGUUCUCGAUCCCGAGUUAGAGGGAAUUUAAUGAUUUACCUCGCGUAUGUGACCCCUGAAGAAGGGGGUGAAACACAGCAGGAUGAUUCAGGGGCACAGAACUCUACAGAACCAUCAUGGGAGAUGGUGGAACUAGACAAUGCCUUAGAUCAGCUUCAAACAAUCUCCUGUACAAACGAUGCCUCUGGGGCCUCAGGACCGACCAACGAGGAAGAAAACGAACCCCUACCCCCGGGAUGGGAGGUCCGCACCCACCAACCUACUGGGAAAAAAUACUAUAUCAAUCACAACACCCGCAAAACCCAGUGGGAUCCACCACCUAGGGGACAGAGAACAGGGAGUACCUCACUGCCACCAGACUGGGAGGAGAGACAGGAUUCUAAUGGACGAAUUUAUUACGUCAACAGUGUCACACGAGCCACACAGUUUGAGAGACCUACAAGUGAAAAUCAGGAGAGUCCUACAGAGGAAGCUCAGCACAGAAGGAUGGAGGCGGCCGAGUUAUUCCGUAAUCGUCGCCACGUCAGUGUGGAGGACACGAUCAGUAUGCACAGUGAGAUGGCCCUGCCAACCACCGCCACAGGGGUCAGAGAUCAGGAGGAGCAGGAGGAACGCAGAGAGCGACGAUCGGCAAAUGUACGUGCUGCCUCAAUAGACAUUCCAACAGUAAGUCUGCAGUUGUAUGUAAACCACUCCAGACAGUAUAAAUCAUAUGCAAUGUUUUUUAUCAAUCACAACAACAGAGUUACCACUUGGGAUGAUCCCAGAAAAUCCCAGAAUCAUAGAUCUAGUGUACGAGGUACUUCUGAAACGCCUGCCCUAGUCAGGAGGAGCUCAUCCAAUGAGGAUCUACUACAGAAUCUAGGUCCACUACCUCCUGGUUGGGAAGAGAGGACUCAUAUGGAUGGACGAGUUUUCUAUAUCAAUCACAAUAACAAAACAACACAGUGGGAUGAUCCGAGGUUACGACAGCUUGGCGGUCCUGCUGUGCCAUAUUCUCGAGACUACAAGAGAAAAUAUGACUACUUUAGGUCCAAGUUACGAAAACCUAACUCUCAUUUUCCUCAGAAUAAUAUUCCCAAUAAAGUGGAUAUCAAAGUAUCAAGGGAGCGCAUCCUGGAAGAUUCUUAUAGAGCCAUCAUGUCUCUUAAGAAAACCGAUGUACUCAAAGCAAGGUUAUGGAUAGAAUUUGAUGGGGAGGUGGGGCUGGAUUAUGGGGGUGGGGCUGGAUUAUAAUAUAGAGAGUGGUUUUUCAUGCAAGUAACAUAGAAAAUGUUCAACCCUUACUAUGGCCUCUUUGAAUAUUCUGCCACGGAUAACUACACUCUUCAGAUUAAUCCUUUGUCUGGAUUGGCCAAUGAUGAUCAUUUGUCCUACUUUGAAUUCAUUGGUCGAGUGGCAGGCAUGGCCGUGUUCCAUGGCAAGCUGUUAGAUGGAUUUUUUAUUCGUCCAUUCUAUAAGAUGAUGUUGGAGAAGCAAAUAGCUUUAGCUGACAUGGAGCCUGUGGACUCGGAGUACUACAACUCCCUGGUGUGGAUAAUGGAGAACGAUCCCGUAGAUCUGGAUCUGACAUUCUCUGUAGAAGAGGACUACUUUGGGGAGAUCACCUCUAGAGAUCUUAAGCCAGGAGGAUCAAACAUUAUUGUCACAGAAGAAAACAAAAAUGAAUACAUCAAUCUAGUCAUCCAAUGGCGCUUUAUGUCCAGAAUUGAAGCUCAGAUGAGAGCAUUCAUGAAAGGGUUUGCCUGUUUGGUGCCACUAGAAAUGAUCAAAAUAUUUGACGAAAAUGAGUUGGAGUUAUUAAUGUGUGGCCUGCAGGAUAUUGACGUCAAUGAUUGGAAGGAACACACCGCCUACAAAGGCGAAUAUAAUCCUAAUCACCCAGUCAUCAUCAACUUCUGGAAGGCUGUAUAUUCACUGAAUAAUGAAAUGAGAGCUCGACUACUACAAUUUGUGACGGGGACAUCUCGAGUUCCGAUGAAUGGAUUUAGGGCACUUUAUGGAAGCAAUGGACCACAGCUGUUUACCAUAGAGAAAUGGGGCAAUACCAAUCAGUUCCCAAGAGCCCAUACCUGUUUCAAUCGCUUGGACCUCCCACCUUAUACAGACUACCAUGACUUGAGAAAGAAACUUUUGAUUGCCGUAGAGAAUACACAGGGAUUUGAGGGUGUGGAUUAAAUUCACUCUGCAUUCAACAGUGUCACAGUGACAAUAUUUUAAUCAGCAUGCAAGCUGAAUAGUCAAAGUAACUUUGGAGGGCAUUAACUUGGCUCUGAUGUGUGUAGGUCAGAGACACAGGCCUAGAUCUUAUAGACUCUUUAUUCUGACUGUGAUCAGACUUGUGCAAUUCAUUUUCUUUUUCUACUUUCCUAUGGAAAAGUGCUCCAGUUACAGACCAUUUACCUGUAAGAGGUUUGUAAAAGAGCUACAGAUAUCAAUUUAUGUACGAUAUAUUCAUAUCAGUGGACGGUUAACAGUACUUAACUGAACUACUUUGUGUUACAGACUGUAAUGCUUGAAAUGGAUAUUAUUAUUUAAUAGUAGUGUUAAGGUUAUGCUCACAUUGUGGUGCUUAAUGGCUGAACAUCGUUUGGAAAUUGUACUUUAAAAUUUUUUUAACCAGUUUUCAUAAGAGACAUAUACAUGUAUGUGUUUUUCUUUACUUUUUAAUUUGAUAUUUUGUGCAUUAGGAAAAUGAUUUUCUAAGAAAGGACAAAUACAUGUACUACUGGAUUUGUGAUGUGGUGAUGGUGGCAUUGAAAUAUCCAGUGAUUUAUACAUGUGUAUAUAACACCAUGGACUAAUUUUUUCCCCAAAAAUUUGACAACCACAGAAAUUUGCAGUUAAGCAUGCUUUUUUAUGUUCGAGGGGAUGGAUAUUUUCUUGGCAAAAAUUUUUAGUUUGAUUUUGUUUAUGGUAUUUUUUAAUCAAUAAACUGUUCUUUAGUAAACAAAAAAGUGUAGAGGCAGUAAAUAUGGGAAUUCAAAACAAGUACCAGAAAGAUAAUAUAAUAUAGGUCUGACAAUGUUUAGUGCAAAUCUUUCAUUAUUCAUUAUUUGUAAAGUAUUCAUUGCAACAUAUUUUCCAUUUCUUUUCGCUUCUGUAAAUCCCUUCUAAUCUAUUGUAUUGUUUUUAGGCUAUAAAACUUACAUUGAUCACUAGGUGAUGUGUACAAGAAUGCGUACAAUCACAGAUUUUAGUGCUGAAAAAAGUUAUGUUCAAUUUUCAUUGGAUAAUGCCUACAUUACAUGUCUGCAUUGAAAAUGUUAGUGCUAGCUAUAAGAUAGCUUAGUAUACAAAGAUACAUGUACUGCUUUUGUGCUCUAUAGAUUAGGUGUAUGGGAAUGGUCAUUUGGAACUCUCUAUUAUUGUAUCAAAAUGUGUCGUCCAAACAUGAAAAACAUUGUCUUAGUUAUGCACUCUAAUUUUUAUACAUCCUGCUGUUUUUAGUUGUAAAAGUUUUAAUGUAAUCAUUUACAAUCCUCAUAGAAAAUUUCUGUUUAUGCUAUGUUUUCACUUCACAAGCUAAUGAUAUUAUAACAUUGCUGGACAAUUCUUCAAAAUAAUAAAUGCAUUUGCUCAAAAUAUAUGUAAUUUUUUUUUUAUUUGUAGUACUGUCUAUGUAAUUAUUAUUAAGUUUUAGUUGCCGGUAAAAUAUGAUACAGUGUAUAAACAAGUAAAGUUUAAUUUUACAUAUAGUAAUACAUGUACAUGUAUUUCAUUUUUAAACAUACAGGCGUUGUGAUUUCCCUUCAAGUUUCUUUCAAUAAACUUAAUAUACAUGGUUAAAAAAAUGAUUUACUUGAUACUGUAUGAAAGCGAUUUGUUAUUUAUGUGUAAUAUUUGUAUUAAGUGUACAUGUAAGUCAACUUUUACUUAGGUCCAUAACUUUUGUUAUUUUGGUAGAUUUUGUAAGGCUUUUUACAUCUCUUAGGUCCGUAACUUUUUUUUAUUACUUUCGUAGAUUUGUAAUGCUGUUUAAAUUAAAAGUUGUUAACAUUAUUACACUGUACAUGUAUUUAAAUACAUCUCACAAUGCAAUUGUCAUCAUCAAAUUCUCCAGUGAAGUUGGGAGAUUUAAUGGAAUCCAUCUCUCAGUCAACUUUACAUAUUUAAUUAGAAAUAUAAAUCUUUUUAGUGUUUUCAUCUACAGUAUAUAAAUGUGCAGUGGUAUAUCAACACUAAUGUAAUUGUCACCUUUUGUUAAGGCCUCUGUUAAUAUAUUAUGUACUUAGGUAUGUGGUUCCUCUGGAUCACUGUUAGUUUCUCCACUUGUUAACCUGGUCAUUCCCUCGGGUCUUUUAAGAUUUAAUCCUGUUGAUUAUUUACAAUCAUUGAACUUGUGUUCUGUUCUUGCCCAUGAACAAAAUGUUUUAUAUACAUAUAUGUAUAUAUUGAAAUAAAUUAUUAAUAAACA